GAGGGCGCUCAAGCGCCGACCCUCCGUCAUGCCUCGGGACGCCGGCGUGACCGAGUCGAAUCUGAGCAUCAGUACGGUUCGGAGCGACUCGCACGAUACCGAAAUCGAUGCCGAGGCCGAGCGUCUGUUGCUCAAGGAGAAAACUCUGGACUUUAUGAAGGGCCUUGUGGACGAGGUCAAGGGUAAGAUUCAGCCUGUGCCCAAGGCAAAAGUCAUUGGCUCGCCAAUUCUGAUCUACAAGAUCCAACAGAAGGGCACCAAGGACAAGAAGGCACAUUCGUCGCUGUGGGAAUGCUCCCAAGUUCGUGUGGCGCGAUACCUAUGUGAUUUCGGCAACGUCAUCCGCAACACCAACAAGAAAAAGACCAUCCGCAUCACCAACCACGGCGAGCGCCCAGUUUCGUUUCAGCUCGAAAAGCUCAAUCUGUCCGGGACUGGCUUCAGCAUCGAGCCCGAGAAGGUCAAGUCGCUACCGGGCGCUCCACACUAUGAAUCUGUCGAGUUUCAAGUGACCUUCCAAGCCCGGAGCCAAACAACCGAUCUCCGUGCCGGCCGAAUGGAUGGUCCACACCGCUGAGGGAGACUCGGGCCUGGGCGGUGCCAAGAAGAAGCAACCUCCCAAGAAACGUGUUGGUCAGCUCGUUGUCGACGACUUUGAGAUCCUGCCUUGUUCAGGGGUU
Messenger RNA from Polychytrium aggregatum, 680 nucleotides. RefSeq lists its product as uncharacterized. Gene Ontology annotation, biological process: cilium movement; axonemal central apparatus assembly. The transcript is spliced from 2 exons. Gene Ontology annotation, cellular component: axoneme. The record is from RefSeq and is a predicted model, not a curated record. Lineage: Eukaryota; Fungi; Chytridiomycota; Chytridiomycetes; Polychytriales. The coding region runs from base 29 to 577 and encodes 182 amino acids.